This is a messenger RNA of Zea mays, 811 nucleotides long. Its product is annotated as RING-H2 finger protein ATL39. Lineage: Eukaryota; Viridiplantae; Streptophyta; Magnoliopsida; Poales; Poaceae. Bases 124 to 648 code for a protein of 174 amino acids. The transcript has a single exon. The record is from RefSeq and is a predicted model, not a curated record.
CUGUCCAACGGCGUUAUCCGUUAUCCCAGUAGACAGCUUAAAGUCCCUCGCAGAUGGCGCCAAGACUCGCACGAGGCCACGAGCACGAAAGCCAUCAGCACACUGCACACAGCAGUCAUCGAGAUGUCGUCAGCGGCAGCGGAGUAUCCGUGGCGCUCGCAGGUCUUCGGCGAAGCCGUGGCUGUGCAGCGCAGCGCGCUGGUGCUCGCUUCGUACCCGCUGUUGCUGCUCCUGGUCAUCCUGGCCGCGUUCGUCAGGUACCUGUGGAUCGCGCUCGCCAUCUACUGCGCGCUCCUGUUCGUGCUCUCGUGCGCCUCUCGUACCCUCGCCGCCGGGCCUUCUUCCGCUGAGGUGGGGCUGGUCAGCCGCGGCGGGCUGUCGGCCGCGGCCAUCGCCGCAGUCGCGCCGGCGUUCCCGUACAAGGCAGCGGCGUCCGCGCUCGGUGAGGCCGCGCAGUGUGCUGUGUGCCUCGAGGGGAUGAAAGACGGGGAGGCGGCACGGCGGCUGCCGACGUGCUCGCACGCGUUCCACGCCAGCUGCAUCGACAUGUGGCUCGACUCGCACGCGACGUGCCCGGUGUGCAGGUCCCACGUAGUGCCCCAGAAGGCCGGCAAACAACCGCCCGAGCCGCCACUACCGCCGGUUUAGUUCCGCGGGGAUUUUCCAGCCACGUUGUGCCAUGUACCGGCUGCAGGGUAGUUUCGACUUAGACAUAGCUAUGCCAUUUGCACAUUUUUGGGGUAUCUUAUGCUAUGGAAAUAACUAUGAUUGUGCAAGUACGUUUUCUACUGGUUGUAUAUAUAUAGUUAUU